Molecule: messenger RNA, 817 nt
Organism: Aphis gossypii (cotton aphid)
Lineage: Eukaryota; Metazoa; Arthropoda; Insecta; Hemiptera; Aphididae
Product: probable small nuclear ribonucleoprotein Sm D1
Exons: 4
Coding region: 216-620 (134 amino acids)
Biological process (GO): spliceosomal snRNP assembly; RNA processing
Cellular component (GO): SMN-Sm protein complex; U2 snRNP; U5 snRNP
Molecular function (GO): RNA binding
Source: RefSeq, a predicted model, not a curated record
UCACGUGCGGUUUCCCGUCUUUUUCCAAAUGUUUUGAUUCUAGAAAUUAGAACUAAAGAAUCUUCAUACCGGUCUGAAUUUGAUUAUUCUGCUUUAUUAUUUCAUAAUUGCUUCACUUUCGUCCUCUUACGUCAGACGGCCAACAACAGUGCAAUCAUUAUUGAAAUUGAGCCCGUCACAAACUCUCAAAGCUUUCUCAGACCUAAUCUGGAAUCAUGAAAUUAGUCAAAUUUUUGAUGAAACUCAGUCAUGAAACUGUAACAUUAGAACUUAAAAAUGGCACUAGUGUUCAUGGAACUAUUACUGGUGUUGAUGUAGCAAUGAACACUCACCUUAAGGCUGUUAAAAUGACUGUAAGAAACCAACAACCUAUACAUUAUGAAACACUUAGUAUUCGAGGUAACAACAUUCGGUACUACAUUUUACCUGACUCUCUUACUCUAGAAACCCUAUUAGUCGAUGAUGCCCCCAAAUCACGAAUGAACCGUGGUGGACGAGGAGGUCGUGGAGGACCAGGAAGAGGUGGCCGUGGACGUGGAGGUCCUAGAGGACGAGGAGGUCGUGGUGGGCCACGUGGAAGUGGUGGUGGACGUGGACGUGGUGGCCCACCUCGGCGUUAAUGCUUACAUAAGUUAUUCAAUUUGAAUUAAAAUUUGUGUAUUUUCAAAUUUGUAUGUGUAUUGGUCUAUUUUAAAAAUAUUUAAACUUUAUUUAUCAAGUUUUAAAAUAAACUGUCCUAUAGAUUUAAAUGUCUAAUGCUUAUAAAUACAUUUAAUAAACAGUACCAUAUACCUAAUAUAAAUGUAUUUAAUACUGA